CAUCACUCGUCCGUCUAUCUUCGCAAAAGAAGAGAAUAGUUUGUGGCAAAAUAUUAUAAUUGCUGUUCGCUAUAAUUCGAUCUCUUUCCACAAGGCAAUGGUGGGUUUACGAAGUACCGGUAGCUUACUCAAGCUAAGGGUUCAUUCUCCGGGGCAAAAUGAGUGAAUCAAAAGCUCAGUGUUACAGCAUCUGCUGAUUCCUUGCUUCAUUCAUAGGGGUCUAUUGCUCAGGAAAUCCUUGCUGGACAGGCUCUUCGAUCGAACUGAUUAUUUUGUCUCAUUCGGCAUCUCCGUGUCCUUCCCGCUUGUGCCCGGGCAAUGUCAAGCCGCCCGUGGCUGUGUGAUUGGCCCUUCCUUUACGGAAGGAGGAUGGCGGUAAAUGCUUUAGGCUUCAGAGCGUCGAUGAUUCAGUUCACGGUGAUCGUUCUAUGGUUGCUGCUUUCGGCGAGCCAUUCUGUCCAUUCAGCCAGCGCUGCACCCAGUCCAACUGAUGAUUACGGCUCUGGCGAUGGAAACGGUACGAAUGUAACCCAAGCUACCGGCUUCACGACUUCGCCUGAUGGGACCUCCUCAAUGACCUCAGCGAGCGCGGCUACCCCAUUAUUUCCGAGCACCGCCAUUCCUCCAUCACCUAGCUCGGUGAUUCAUUCAUCGCCUACCUCGGUAAUUCCUUCAUCACCGAUCACAGCUAUCCCUGCAUCUCCGAGCUCGGCGAUCCCUUCAUCAUCUAUCACGACAAUUCCCUCUUCACCCAGCUCGGCUAUCCCUUCAUCUCCGAGCACAGCCACCACCACGCAUUCCACAACCAUCGAUCCUAUCUUCUCCAGCACAGUUGCAGCGACGUCCGAAAUACCGCCGAGCUCAAGGGCAACAUCUCCACGGACGACAGUGGUGGUGAUAAUAGGGACGACCGAGGCGGGUACAUUUAGCCGCCUCAACGUGGGAACGCUUAUGGCGAUCUGUGUCGGCUGCGGACUGUGCUUCGCGCUGUCAUUGCUGGCUGUGCAUAUCCUACGGAAGAGCCGUCGCCACCACGAGAGCAAUGCCGACGAGGCCAAGAGGCUGCGCCAGGCCAGGGAGAACAGUCGGCAGAAGAGCGUGCGUAGACAGAGUGAGUUCGACAAGGUGACUGACUGGGCUGGAUCAUCGCUGGCUACCAGCACCCUAGUGUUUGACGAUGAUUACGAGAGAGGCAGCUCUAUCGAGCCUGCAUCACCAACAGGGUCGAUACCUGGGUCGAUGCCUGGGUCGAUGCCGAGUUCACAACGAAACAGUGUUUCCAGCGAAUCCAGUGCAAUGUCGAGCUCAAAACUUAUCAAGCCUGAUCGAGACAACAAGAAAAGCUGGACUGAUGAGCCGGACAUCGAGGAGACGAAUUUCUCUAUAGGCAACGAGAUGGACGACGACAGAGGCACGGUGAACAGAGUGAAGAACUUUGUAGUCAUCGACGGCGGACACGACUCACACCAGCGAAGUGGCAAGCACUCGAAAGCGAAAGACCGGGCACGGCAAAUCCUGGCAGAGCGUCGCUCUACGUACACGCUGCAAUCGCAGGCCAACGAAGCGGCGCAUAAUGUGAUAGCGGAAGAGCAGGAACAGCCGCAGGGGGACGACCUUGACGGUCACGUAUUCGUGGAUGCUAACAGGGCAGCCGUGGAAGUGUAACAACAGCUGGAGAACAUCUCCUGUGAGUUAAACUUGCUAUUUCACUGUGCAUGGGCCAUACUUUCUUUGGGCGCCGACCUGUGGCCAGCAACACAUGGUGCCAGUGCCGCGUCAAAAAAAAACCCAGACAGGAUAUGAAACUUACUAAUAUGUACAAAUUGCACGUGAGAUUGGUAUAGAGAUUUCGGACCUGGACUAUUUCGAUUUACUUCUGUAUGCCCGCCCCUAGUCACAAUGUCUAUCCUGGCAUAUGCAAUGCCGAUCCUCUACUAGGUGGUCUGUUUUACUUCAUCCUUUAGAACAACUCAGCCCUUGCCCUUGAUUCUGCAGACUGAACUCGGCGAUUUACUCAACUUACAUUAUACUUGAGAAUCUAGAUUCUAUUGUUUUGAUCCUCAGAGAAAGUCAUUAUUUACAACUAUACCAUAGCAUGACCACUAACUAUUUUCGAUAC
This is a messenger RNA of Sycon ciliatum, 2119 nucleotides long. RefSeq lists its product as uncharacterized. NCBI's taxonomy places the organism in Eukaryota, Metazoa, Porifera, Calcarea, Leucosolenida, Sycettidae. The transcript is spliced from 2 exons. Bases 319 to 1665 code for a protein of 448 amino acids. The record is from RefSeq and is a predicted model, not a curated record.